Messenger RNA from Lachancea dasiensis, 1125 nucleotides. The record is from the annotation of a GenBank genome assembly. NCBI's taxonomy places the organism in Eukaryota, Fungi, Ascomycota, Saccharomycetes, Saccharomycetales, Saccharomycetaceae.
AUGUCUGCCUCCGAGUCAAGUGCUCUGUUUUUGAGCUACACUGAAAAACCCCCCUGUGCAUUGCGCAUUUUCCGCGAUAAAUACGUAAUCUUGGGUACCUAUGACCUGGACAAACCAAGUGGCAUGAGAACGGGCUCUAUUGAGAUCCGUGACCUUGAACUACACAUUCUGCUGAAACAAGAUUUGUAUGGGGCUGUUCUAGAUCUUAAGCUAUCUCCAUUCGAUGAUGCUGUGAUGGUGUCUGCGCACUCAACGGGGAAUCUUCAAAUUUGGCACCUUCAAGAAUUGAAUGGCAUGGUUAAGUUGCUAGAAUUGGCCAAUUUUCAAGUCUUCGACCCAGAAACCUUGAUCACGUCUGUACAUUUCAGCCCUACGGAUCCUCGGUGCGUAUUGGUAACAUCGACUACUGGUGAAACGCGAGUAGUCGACCUUAAUGGGGGAAAAACGACAUUCUCCGCGGCUUCAUUGGGGGACGAGUUUGAAAAGAUAGAUUCAAGCUCUAUUCAGGCUCAAGGAAGCUCUGUGUGCGUCAAGCAACUGGCUUCCCGGGGGCUGAGCCACGAACAUGCUCUCGAAUGUUGGACCGCAGAGUUCGGCGCGCUAUCGCCCUUAGAAAGCACCGUCUUCACAGGCGGAGAUGAUUCAACUCUUGCAGCUCACGACCUCCGUUCUGGUGACGUUAUAUUUACCAAUUCAAGGAUUCACGAAGCCGGCGUCGUGGCUAUCAAAAGUAGCACACCAACGUUCAGAACCUCGAAGCCCACCAGCAUCAUCACGGGCUCUUAUGACGACCAGAUUCGUACCCUUGACCUGCGCAUGCUUGGUGAUGCAUUGUACCCAGGCCAAAAUGUUCCACCCGUUAAAUCUACUAGCCUGAAUCUUGGUGGCGGAGUCUGGCGAUUCGCGGAGUCACCUGUAAAUUCUGAUGACAACUUCUGCAAUAAGCUUCUCGUCUGCUGCAUGUACGAUGGUGCCAAGAUCGUAAGCGUGGAUGACGAUGAUAAAUUUACGAUCGAAGGUUACAUCAAGAAAAAUCACACGUCCAUGUGUUACGGGGGUGACUGGAGCUCCAGUGCCAAGGUUACUUGUUCAUUUUACGAUAAAGUAAUUCAAGUAUGGGAAUGA